Messenger RNA from Asparagus officinalis (garden asparagus), 1030 nucleotides. Its product is annotated as protein HEADING DATE REPRESSOR 1. The transcript has 4 exons. The record is from RefSeq and is a predicted model, not a curated record. Lineage: Eukaryota; Viridiplantae; Streptophyta; Magnoliopsida; Asparagales; Asparagaceae. Bases 124 to 798 code for a protein of 224 amino acids. Gene Ontology annotation, biological process: regulation of flower development.
AACAAACCCCUUUCGUCCCUCAGGAGUUCGGCCGACGAAAAGGAGCGAAAUUUUUCAAAAAAAAAAAAAAAAAAGAGGAAAAAGAAAAAAGAAUAAAGAAAAAAAGAGCUCAGGAUCUAAAGAAUGGAAUUCUCUCCGGCUUCGCCCCCGCGGAUCUUCUGGAACUCUCGCAAGCGAUCAGCUGCUGGCCGGAGCUUAGAUAAUGCAAUGAAAGGGGGCAGCUUGGAUAAUGCAGUGAAGGAGGGGAGUUUAAAUGAUGUAGCAAAGGAGGGAAGCUUGGAUAAUACAAUGAAGGAAGAGAGCCUUAAAGUGCCCUCUAAUGAUACAACUAUGAAAGAUGCUGAAGGCGAUGAAACAAAAGAGGACCCAAAAUCAGGUAUUUCUGAGCGCCGUAAAGCCCUCUUCGAACCCUUGGAGCCCAUUAAGAUCGGGUCUCUCCGUACACCGGCUGAAAUCCUUCUGCCCCCACCGGACUUUGACCCCACGUCCUACCCCAAGGGUUGGCUGCUUGGGAAAAGGAGGAAACUAGUAAAUGUUGAUGUUGUUGAGAGCAUGCGUCGAAUUGCUGUCCAGGAGAUGAACAGAAAGGAUAGAGAAAUCAAUGGCCUCAACGAGCAGUUGGAGGAGGAUGCAAAGUGCCUGGAGCACCUACAAGUCCAGCUCUUGCGAGAGCGAAGCAAGCGGGCAGAGGUAGAGAGAGAGAACUCAGUGCUCCAAGAUCAAAUAACAAUGCUGAUGAACAUGCUAGAUGAGACUCAAGGAGUCGAAGAAGAUGAAGAAACUCGAAGAGAUACUUGAUUCCCUCCCAAUCCUUUCAUCCUUUUAUUGUGGUAUGUGUCUAUAAUAGUAACCGAAGUUAUUCUUGUGUAUAUUAGUUAUAUACAUCUCUCAUCUUUGUUAGUAUCAUCAGUGCAUAUCUUCAUUCUAUCGAGUGCUACAGUACUAUGAACAUGUAUUUGUUCUUCAUGUAUGGGGACAUUGUAAGCAAAUCAAAUUAUAUGGUAAUAUAUGUUCUUGUUUUGUAAGUUUA